Molecule: messenger RNA, 1536 nt
Organism: Exophiala spinifera
Lineage: Eukaryota; Fungi; Ascomycota; Eurotiomycetes; Chaetothyriales; Herpotrichiellaceae
Exons: 1
Coding region: 1-1536 (511 amino acids)
Biological process (GO): L-arabinose metabolic process; polysaccharide catabolic process
Molecular function (GO): alpha-L-arabinofuranosidase activity
Source: RefSeq, a predicted model, not a curated record
AUGACAACCUAUACACUGACCCCAUCGGAAAAAACCUCGAUAUCGAUCUUCCCCAAGCACAAAAUCUCAAGGAUCGACAGGAACAUCUACAGUGGCUUCACCGAACACAUGGGCCGCUGCAUCUACACGGGCAUCUAUGACCCAUCCAACCCUCACAAACACCUCCUCACACCCGAAGGAUUCCGGAAAGACGUCCUCGACGAGCUUCGUCCACUUUCGAUCCCCGUGUUUCGCUACCCCGGCGGCAACUUCUGUGCGACAUACCACUGGCAAGACGGGAUCGGUCCCGUCUCCCAACGUCCUGCGCGGCCCGAACUGGCCUGGGGCGCCAUCGAGACCAAUCACUUUGGCACUGAUGAGUUCAUGGCGUGGUGCGCCGCGGUGCACGCCGAGCCAUACCUCUGCCUCAACUUCGGCACAGGGACGCUAGACGAGGCCCUCGCGUGGGUUGAAUACUGCAACGGCACCAAGGACACGUACUACGCCAACCUGCGGCGGGCCAACGGCCACGCUGCCCCUUACAACGUCAAGUACUGGGCGUUGGGCAACGAGAUGUGGGGGGACUGGCAGCUCAACCAGAUGACCGAAUCCGCGUACGCCGACCGCGCGUGGCAGUGGGCUAAGGCGCUCAAGCUUCUUGACCCGUCCAUCACGCUGAUCCUGUGCGGCAAGGAGGGUCCGACGUCGUGGGACUACCACGUCCUCAAGCACUGUCUGCGGCCCGCGGGGCUGAGCGACCUCGGCGAGGCCCAGACGCCCCUGAUUGAUAUGCACAGCAUCCAUCUGUACACGGCGAGCGAGGACCACUACGAGAACGCCACCGCGCCCUUGGCCGCCGAGCGCUCCAUCGAGGUGUGUUCGGCCCUGAUCGACCUGGCAUUUGUCGAGAACAAGCUCCCCGCCACGCAGACGCGGCCCAAGAUCUGCUUCGACGAGUGGAACGUUUGGUCGCCCCCGAGGGCCCCCGGGAGUAAAUGUGCUGAGGAGAAGUACACGCUCUCCGACGCCCUGGCCGUGGCCGUAUGGCUGAACGUCUUGGUCCGCAAGGCCCGGGAUCUGGGCAUGGCGUGCAUAGCGCAGAGCGUUAACGUGAUAAGCCCCCUCAUGACCACCGAGACCGGCGUCAUCAAGCAGACCACCUGGUUUCCGUACGAGUUGUUCUGUCGGUUCAUGAAGGGCCACACCGUGGCGGUGCAUCUCGAGUGUGAUGCGUACACGGGGCCGACGAAGCCGGACUGGGUGAGAGCUACGAAAGACACGCCGUGGCUGGACGUCAGCGCUACGCUCGAUGACGAAGGCUACGUGACCAUGUGUGUGGUGAAUAUCCAUCUAGACACAGACUUGUCGACGGCUGUAAAUGGUACUGCCGGAGCAAAGGUUCGCGUCUUCUCCAUCACAGGUUCGCAUGAGAAAAUCACAAACAUGGCUGGGAAAGAGGAAGUUGGAAUCCAAGAGUCGGAAUGGGAUUCGAGUGCAAAUGCAGACUUUGUGUUUCCAAGGUGUUCGGUCACAAUGUUGAGGUGGAAGCAGGAAUAG